AUGCCAGAGAGCGAAAAAUCAUAUACAGUGUCUGUAGAAUCCACGCGACCUCAAAACAAGCCCGAAACAGAAAUCGAGUCAUUGGUCCCUCCUGAUGGUGGCAGGGGGUGGUUCCCUGUCCUUGGUUCAUUUUUGGGCUUAUUCUCCAUCUUUGGUUAUAAUUACAGCUGGGGCGUCUUUUUAAAUUACUACAAGGAAAACGUAUACCUAAAUCAAAUGGACAAGCUAUCAUGGGUCGGAUCAUUGUGCGUUGCGUUAUUCUUCAUUCUCGGUCCGAUCAAUCAAACUGUGAUCCGAUUGAUGGGAUACCGCUAUAUGCUUUGGACAGGCAUGGUGUUAUGUACAGCUGCACUCAUUUUAGCCAGCUUUGCAAAAGAGGUAUGGCACGUGUUCUUAACGCAGGGCCUGCUAUACGGCUUGGGUGCCUCUUUUGUUUGGUUCCCCUGUAUCGGUGCCCCUCAACAAUGGUUUUCAAAACGAAGAGGAUUGGCUGUCGGCUUAGCCAUGUCAGGAUCAGGUAUUGGUGGUUUGGUGAUUUCUAAUAUCUGCCAAGCCAUCAUUGCCAAUAUUGAUUAUCGAUGGGCAUUACGCGUUGUCGGUAUCAUCAAUUUCGUGCUAAUUGGUGUUGCAUCCAUCUUGGUGAGACCUUUGGGCACAGCACAGCAAACCGGGGGCAAAGCGGGUAUUGUCAGCUGGUACCUUUUCAAGAACCCACGCUUUGUCAUUUUGUUCGUGUUUGGAUUGGUUACUACCUUUGGCUACAUGACACCUUUCUUUUUACUACCAUCACAUGCGAAAGCGUUACAUUUGGAUCCAUGGGUAGGCACCAACCUAUCAGCUAUCAUGUCAGCCGUCAAUGCAGCAGCUCGUAUCUUUACCGGUUUCAUGGGUGACAAGCUUGGACGAUUCAAUAGUCUUUUCAUCUGCACGUUUUUAGCAGGCUUAUUCUGUUUGGCUAUUUGGACCAAUGCUACCAAUGAAGCUACCAUUUGGGUGUUUGCGGUACUCUAUGGCUUUGCAGGUGGUGGAUACAUUGCUUUAUUCCCUGCUGUGCAACCUCAAGUGGUUGGCAUGGAGAACAUUUCACCGGCAGUGGGUCUUUUAUACGCAACCAAUCUCGUUGGCUACUUGUUUGGCACUCCCAUUGCAUCAGCGUUGAUCAACAAGAGCACACCUCCCAAUUAUAUGAAUGGAGCCAUUUGGGCUGGUGUUACUGUCAUUGUGGGUUCUUUAUUUGCAGGAUGGCUACGCGUAGCUCAAGGUGGUUGGAAAUGGGCCCGUAUUUAA
This is a messenger RNA of Lichtheimia ornata, 1287 nucleotides long. RefSeq lists its product as uncharacterized. Gene Ontology annotation, cellular component: fungal-type vacuole membrane. Gene Ontology annotation, biological process: transmembrane transport. The record is from RefSeq and is a predicted model, not a curated record. Gene Ontology annotation, molecular function: transmembrane transporter activity. The transcript is spliced from 9 exons. NCBI's taxonomy places the organism in Eukaryota, Fungi, Mucoromycota, Mucoromycetes, Mucorales, Lichtheimiaceae. The coding region runs from base 1 to 1287 and encodes 428 amino acids.